AUGUCUUCACCUAGUGAGGAGGAGUCACCAGACCCAAGCCCCGUGCCCAGCAUCUUUGAAGAGGAAAGCUUCCAGUCUCAAUACAGAAUCCUGAGGACCAUUGGCCACGGGAGCAAUGCCAAGGUCCAGCUGGCCCACCACCGCCUCACGGGUACCCCCGUGGCCGUCAAAGUACUUCGAAAAAAGGAGUGGUGCCAGCCAGUCGGGUCUGAGGUAGAAAUAAUGAUGAUAACCAACCACCCCAACAUCAUCUCACUGAUCCAAGUGAUUGAGUCUGAGAAGAGAACAUACCUCAUCAUGGAGCUGGCUGAGGGACAACAGCUUUAUCAAUAUGUCCGAAAGGCUGGCCAUCUGCCGGAAAAUGAGGCCCGGGGGAUCUUCAGGCAAAUAAUAGCAGGUGUGAGCUAUUGCCAUGACCAAGGUAUAAUUCACAGGGACCUGAAACCAGAUAAUAUCAUGCUGGAUGGGAAGGGAAAAGUCAAAAUCAUCGACUUUGGCCUCGGCACCCAAGUCAAGCCUGGGCAAAGGCUAAGCCGGCACUGUGGCGCCUACUCCUUUGGUGCCCCUGAACUCUUCCUUGGCAGACUUUAUGAUGGCCCCAAGGUCGACAUAUGGACCUUGGGAGUAGUCUUAUAUUUCAUGGUAGUCGGUAAGGUCCCAUUUGGUGCUGUCAAUAUACCGGAGCUGCGGAGGCAGGUUGUGUCAGGGAAGUAUCCUGUCCCCUUGGGCCUGUCAGUAGAACUCCAGGACCUGCUUAGCCUCUUAAUGACAGUCAACCCCAAGCUUAGGCCGACAGUGGAUGAAGUGAAAACACACCCCUGGCUCAGGAAAGACACGGAGGCUUUACCAAAUCACUGUGAAGAAAUGGUCCCCAGCCUGCUUGACCCUGCAAUUGUGAAAGCCAUGGAACAUAUUGGGUUCCAAGCCCAGGAUAUCAAAGAUUCAUUACACCAGAGGAAAUUCGACCAGGCCAUGGCGUCCUAUUGCUUGCUGCAAGGGCAGGCUCUCCAGGGGCAUGGCUGCACAACACGUGCUCAGGCCACGAAUCCAGGGGCGACACCAUUCCCUUCCCUAGAGGAUCCUGUUGCUUUCCCUCUAGCACCAAGGAGGAGGGGAAGUGAGCCUACCCUUGGAGCCUUGCUCAGAGGGUCAUCCACUAAUGGUCAGGUGUCUGCCUAUGGCCAGCAGGCAGGUCAAAGAGGGGGCAAAAAUGCCACCGGGCCAGCUCUUCCUCUCUAUAGGCCACUCCAGAGGACAUCCACACUGGACCAAGUCCACCAUCACGCCAGGAGUGCUCCCUGCAUUUACUCAAAGAGCAGCAUCAGUGAGGACACAGAAGACAGCUCACGCUCCCACAGCGCCUCAGCAGAGGGCAAGUCCACCCACAGCCAGGGCCAGCGCAGAGGCUUGAGGGCAUGGCCAAGGAGGAUAGGAAAUGCCAUGACAAGACUGUGUUGCUGCUGUCCAUCAAGGAAGAAACCUCGUCGGGGUCAGAGCAGCGUCUCCCCUCAGAAAUGA
This is a messenger RNA of Onychomys torridus (southern grasshopper mouse), 1518 nucleotides long. Its product is annotated as sperm motility kinase 2B-like. The transcript has a single exon. Gene Ontology annotation, cellular component: cytoplasm. The record is from RefSeq and is a predicted model, not a curated record. Gene Ontology annotation, molecular function: ATP binding; protein serine/threonine kinase activity; tau-protein kinase activity. Lineage: Eukaryota; Metazoa; Chordata; Mammalia; Rodentia; Cricetidae. Gene Ontology annotation, biological process: microtubule cytoskeleton organization; protein phosphorylation; intracellular signal transduction. Bases 1 to 1518 code for a protein of 505 amino acids.